Molecule: messenger RNA, 1378 nt
Organism: Lottia gigantea (owl limpet)
Lineage: Eukaryota; Metazoa; Mollusca; Gastropoda; Lottiidae
Exons: 9
Source: RefSeq, a predicted model, not a curated record
GCGUUGAAAUUUUUCUUGGAUUUGGGCUGAGUAAUAUAGAAACUCAGUUAUAUUGUAAAUAGUUUCCGUGUGAGAUGAUAAUUUGUUGAAGAUGAAGUUAGAUACGUUUAUAAUACUCCUAGCAGGGGGUUUUGUGUUAUGUAGUACUUUAAUUAAAACUGAAAACAUCAAUCAUUUUGAUCAAAAACUCCAUGAUGGUUUGAAUUGUUCAACUCAAUUUGAGACCUGUAUUCCAUGCAAUCAAGGAACAUUUGCUAAUGAAUCUGGAGAAUUUUGUGGUUGUUGUCCGCUGACUUCUCAAGGACAAUGUUUGAACUCUAGUUAUUGUACUGCUUGCUAUCCUGGUUCUUCUCAGAGGUUUAAUGGACAAAGUUUCUGUCCACCAUGUGACCCAGGGACAGCUCAAAACAAAUCUGGACAAAUAAAUUGUACACAGUGUGAUGCAGGUUUUUUUUCAAAUGAGACCGGAAUGGAGUAUUGUGAUCCAUGUGAUCCAGGUACUGCACAGAAAGCUCCAGGACAAGUUUUUUGUCCACCUUGUAAAAAGGGAACUGCACAGAAUGAAUCAGGUCAGAUAGAUUGUGAUCAGUGUGAACCUGGUUUUUAUGCUAAUGAGACAGGAAUGGAGAACUGUCAGCCUUGUGAACCAGGGUAUUCUACACCAAUAAUGAGAAGUUUUCAAUGUGAGGCAUGUCUUCCUGGAAAAUUUCAAAAUGAAACCGGACAAAUUGAAUGUCUUCCUUGCCCUGAUGGACAUUUUACUAAUGAAACAGGACAAUCUGAGUGUGAACCUUGUCCUUCUGGAGAGUUUCAGAAUCAAACAGGACAAAUACAGUGUGUGCCUUGUGAUAGAGGCUACUUUCAAAAUGAUACUGGACAACUGGACUGUGAACUUUGCCCUGAAGGUCAUUAUCAAGAUUUAACAGGUCAAGUUGAAUGUAAUCAAUGUGACCCAGGAACAAGUCAAAAUGAAACCGGAUCUACAGAAUGUGAACCGUGUGACUAUGGGUCUUAUUGUCCUACUACAGGGUGUAUAAAAUGUAGCCUAUGUCCAGCUGGUAUGGAUUCUGAAAUAGAAGGUGCUAUAACUUGUGACCUCUGUAGACCAGGCUUUAAUAAAAGUACAGAAGGUUCAACUCUUUGUGAAAAAUGUCCUCAGGGUUAUUUCACUACUGAAAACGGAACAAAACUAUGCAACAUUUGUCCUGAAAAUUACUUCUGUCCGCAAGCUGAUGGUAAUCCACAACCCUGUCCAGCGAGAAGUUACUGUCCUAAGGGAUCGUUUGUACCUACAAGUUGUGAUGCACCUUGGUAUGUUAUAAAUAAGAAAGACAAGUCUUGUCAACCGACAGCAGAGUUAAUGGCAAUGAUAGGUGGC